UGUUUGUAGCAGAAUGGUAAUGUAAUUUGUAAAAGAAAUGAUGCUUUUAUUUCAACGGUCUACAAAAAAAGCGCAAAAUGUUGAAAGCCGUUGGUAAAUAUAAAAAUAACAUAAAAUGUUGCCGUUGGGACACUCUGACCCCACCACUCUUCAAAUAUCAAUAAUAUCAACGACCCAACCCAUCGCUCAUUUCUUCCUUUCUACUUUUUACUUCUUUCUCUCUUCUCCUCCUCCUUAAGAACCCCCACUAACACUCUCCAGUUUUCAACUUCUUCUUUCCCUCACCCCCCCCCCCCUCAUUUUUCAUCCUUCUCCAUUCCCUUCUUCUUCAUAUUCUCUUGUCUGCUUCACCUUGUCUUUUCCUCAAUUAUUUGUUUCGUUGUUUGUUUGCAUGAGCUCCAUGGACGAAACCCAAGUAAUUCCAGAUUAUGUUGGUGGGCCUCGUUCAGAGAGCUUCCAAGGAUCCGAAAUGGCGAAAAUAGAUACAAAAUCUGAUGAUCUAAGAGCUGAAAUCGACACCUCGGCCCCCUUCGAGUCUGUGAAGGAAGCAGUGUGUCGUUUCGGUGGAGUCGGCUACUGGAAACCCUCUAACAAACCCUUCCAGCAAGAGGAUCGGCAACAUGAAGUGGAAGAAAUUAGCAUUGAAAAGCUGGAGGAUCACGCAUCUCAGCUGGAAAAUGAACUGAUUUUGAAGCAGAGGGAGACUCUUGAUAUUUUACAAGAACUCGAAUCAACGAGAGGUUUUGUUGAGGAUUUGAAAAUGGAGCUGCGGAAGGAGGUAUCUGAAGUAAGUCAUGUAAACACAAAUGGUGCAGCUGAGGAAGAAGAAGAUGAUGAUAAGGAAAACAUUGGCCGUCACAAAGCUCAAAGACUGAAAUUUGUGCAAGGUUUCGAGCAGGCUCAGCGUAACCUAAGCAGAACCACAAAUGGGAUUUCUGAAAUUCGAGCUUCAAUGGAAGUAUUUAACAAGAAAUUAGAGAGAGAGAGACUCUCGUUGGAGAAAACUCGGGAGAGAUUGAGGCAGAAUUCUUUGAGAAUGUCAUCAGUUGAAGAAAGGCUGAAUCAAACGAGGGAAAAGCUACAAGUUGCGAAGGAUUCUAACAUGGAAGAACAUGGUGCUGAAAUUCUUAAGGAGCUGCAGAUUUUAAAUUCCGAGGCUGAGAAGUUUAAACAAAUAGGGGAAGCUGCAAAGGCUGAAAUUUUGAGGACAAUAUCAAAGAUUGAAAGAAGAAAGAGUAAAAUAAGAACAGCUGAAAUCAGAUUGGCGGCAGCUGCAGAAAUGAAGGAAUCAGCUGUUACGUUGGGAGAUGCGAAGGUGUUAACAAACCAAGAGGUUGAGAAGGGGAAUGAAUCAAAAAUGAAAAUGUUGAAGCAGGUGAAAGAAGCAACAGAAGAAAUCAAGAACACCAAAUUUGCAUUGGAAGAAGUUCUAAACAGUAUGGAGGCUGCGAAGAGGGAAGAAAUUGCAGUGAAAGAAGCAGUGGAGAAGUGGGGAUGGGAGCAGGGUAAGAUGGAGUAUUGUCCAAUUGCUGUGAGUGGACCAAAGCUUGUGGUUGAACAUGAAUCGACCACCCCUGUCCUUAAGCCGUCUCUUUCAAUAGGGCAGAUACUGAGCAGGAAGUUGUUCCUUCAGGAAGAACUGAUGUCGGGGAUUUCAGCAGAGAAACGAUUCUUAAAGCAACGAAAGGUAUCACUGGCGCAGAUGCUAGGAAAACAAAAUAGGGACAUGCCAAGUUGUGUUAAGAUUGAACGAUGGAAUAGUGACCAAAAACACUCCAACAAAAAGCGAAAGAAAUCAGGAUUUGUGGCACGGUUCCCUUCAUUUUUAGCAAAGCAGAAUGAUGAUAACCAGAAGAGAAAGAAGCCAACCCCCAACCUCAAAUGACUAAUGUUGCGUUGUGUAAACUUAAGUUGAACUGUUGUGUGUGUUUGUAUACAUCUAUCUAAUUGUGAGUUCAGUACUGACUUCAGCUUGUGGACUACCUGUAGUUACCUGUAGUUACUGUUAGGAUUAUGUAAUGUAUCCACGAUUGAUUGGGGAUUCUUCCUCCAAAUGCUUUUGAUUUAUUAAUGACCUAGCGUGAAGUUUGUUUUAACAA
Messenger RNA from Cucumis melo (muskmelon), 2099 nucleotides. Its product is annotated as WEB family protein At2g38370. The record is from RefSeq and is a predicted model, not a curated record. The coding region runs from base 392 to 1885 and encodes 497 amino acids. NCBI's taxonomy places the organism in Eukaryota, Viridiplantae, Streptophyta, Magnoliopsida, Cucurbitales, Cucurbitaceae. The transcript is spliced from 2 exons.